Dipodomys spectabilis (banner-tailed kangaroo rat) is the source of this 831-nucleotide messenger RNA. RefSeq names its product ral guanine nucleotide dissociation stimulator-like. The coding region runs from base 1 to 495 and encodes 164 amino acids. The record is from RefSeq and is a predicted model, not a curated record. The transcript is spliced from 4 exons. Lineage: Eukaryota; Metazoa; Chordata; Mammalia; Rodentia; Heteromyidae.
AUGGUGAGAUUGGACAAGGAGGAAAAGGAGCCAGUCCCAGCCCAGGACGUGCCCCAAACAGUGAGCACCCUGGAGCCAGGCAUGCUGGAGAAGAUGGUAAACCUCCUGGUUCCUCGACACCAGAAAGAGGAUCCCUUCUUCGUGCCAGCCUUCCUGUUUACUUAUAGGAGGUUCACCACCACAGGGCAAGUGUUGGAACUUCUAUUUAACAGAUAUUCACAUUUCCAUCCUAACUCUGAGGAGGAUGAACAAGUAAAGAAAACCCUGUGUUCCAUGCUGGCCAUGUGGCUGGACAAGUACCCCGAGGAUUUCUGCCAGUCCAAGGAUCUGGCCAACCUGAAUAAGCUGAUGGCCUAUGUGCUGCUCCACAUGCCCUCCUCAGACUUGGCAGUCCGUGGACACCUCCUCCUCACCCAGAUGAAGGAGCAAGAGAACAAGGAGGCAGGCAAAAAGACAGAGGAGUCCUCAGGUAAGUGCUUGAGAACAUGUGAGUAGGGAUGAAAACCGGUCCCCCAUGGGAUAAGAAUCCCAGGCUGGUGAUUGGCCAGUAACCAUGAGGUAAAACUCAAUCAGGAAAGAUGUCCUGUGAUGGGUAUUCUAUGUCAGACAGCCUCUACUCUCUGUAUGGAGACUCUCAGGCAUAGGCAUUCAUUAUCAACACCUACACUCUCCUUGAAGAUUCAGUCCCAUCUCAACUUCUAGAGCUCCCUCCAUUAACAGUGCAUCUAUUUCCAGCCUUAGAUUUGGGGCUGCACACAGCACCUGCUCCUGAGAUCAAGGCAGAGGAUCCAUCCAUGAUGGCAGCAGAUGAGGUAGUGGAAUCCGCAGCUU